Messenger RNA from Camponotus floridanus (Florida carpenter ant), 1602 nucleotides. RefSeq names its product flap endonuclease 1 (gene Fen1). NCBI's taxonomy places the organism in Eukaryota, Metazoa, Arthropoda, Insecta, Hymenoptera, Formicidae. The coding region runs from base 244 to 1392 and encodes 382 amino acids. Gene Ontology annotation, molecular function: RNA-DNA hybrid ribonuclease activity; 5'-3' exonuclease activity; magnesium ion binding. Gene Ontology annotation, cellular component: nucleus. The record is from RefSeq and is a predicted model, not a curated record. The transcript is spliced from 9 exons.
AGCUCGAGUAAAAUUUUCCUCCGAGAGUACGUUUUGGAACGUACUCCAGAACGUUUUCCCGACCGCAGCCAAUUUCAUAUGUGGUAAAGUCUGUUCAUAUAUUGAUUUAAGCUUCGUUUACAUUAAAUAGCAAAUUGGCGGGAAACGUGUCUGUUUGUUAGAAAAUGUCGGUCGCGUACGUUUGAUUGCAACAAGAUUUGUCAGUUCUUACAGGUUCUUACAUACGAUAAAUAUUUCGCCAAUAUGGGUAUUUUAGGCUUAUCGAAACUCAUAGCAGAUAUAGCUCCGGAAGCUAUCAAAGAGCGAGAAUUGAAGCAUUAUUUUGGUCGUAAAAUAGCUAUUGAUGCCUCUAUGUGUUUAUAUCAAUUUCUUAUAGCUGUACGCAGUGAAGGAGCUCAGCUUACUACUGUAGAUGGCGAAACAACCAGCCAUUUAAUGGGUACAUUUCAUCGGACUAUACGUUUGGUAGAACAAGGAAUAAAGCCUGUAUAUGUUUUUGAUGGAAAACCACCUAACUUAAAAAGCGGAGAGUUAGCUAAACGGGCUGAGAGAAGAGACGAAGCUCAAAAACUUUUGCAAGCUGCUGAAGAAGAUGGAAAUGUAGAGGCUAUAGAUAAAUUUAGCAGAAGAUUGGUUAAAGUUACAAAAAAUCAUGCUGACGAAGCUAAACAAUUACUCCAAUUAAUGGGCAUACCCUAUAUUGAUGCUCCUUGCGAAGCUGAAGCACAAUGUGCUGCUUUAGUGAAAGCUGGUAAAGUUUUUGCUACUGCUACAGAAGAUAUGGAUGCUCUCACCUUUGGUUGCGAUAUAUUGCUUCGACGUUUAACUCUCAGCGAAGCCAGAAAGUUGCCUGUACAGGAGAUUCAUAUGGAUAAAGUUCUUACAGGUUUAGAGUUGAAUCAUGAUGAGUUUAUUGAUCUCUGUAUUAUGCUGGGUUGUGAUUAUACUGGAAGCAUUAAAGGUGUUGGUCCAAAAAGAGCAAUAGAAUUGAUAAAAAAUUAUAGAUCUCUUGACAAAAUUAUUGAAAAUAUAGAUACUAAAAAAUAUCCCAUACCAGAAAAUUGGAAUUACAAAGAGGCAAGAUUAUUAUUUCAAGAACCAGAAGUAGCAAAUGCAGAAGAUAUCCAAUUAAAAUGGUCUGAACCAGAUGAAGAAGGUCUGGUAAAGUUUUUAUGCAGUGAUAAGCAGUUUAAUGAGGAACGAGUCAGAAAUGGAGCUAAGAAACUUCAUAAAGCUCGAAAUACAUCCACACAAGGCAGACUGGAUUCGUUCUUCAAAGUUUUACCGACGAAAUCGAGUCCAACACCAAAGCGAAAGAUAGAAGAAAAAAAACUACCAGCUAAAAAGGCGAAAACAGUAGGUAACAGUAAAUUCCGCGGGAAAGCAAAAUGAGAAUAAUACUACAAACUUCACAAACAAGUAAUGGCAAUGAAAUAUCACUGAAAUGUAAUAAUCGUACUACCAAUAGAAUUUGGAUCUAAAACAUGGAGCAAUGCUCGCUCAAUAUUAUAUGGUGCAUAUACUCUAUCUACGACUGUUUGCAGUUGGUUUGCAUCAGUCAAUUCACAUAAAGCUCGUAAAUAUGCAACAUUCAAUUUUGCA